AUGAGAUUUCAAUCCCUUGUUUUUAUCCUCAUUGUUCUAUUUUCCUUGGGGGCCACAAUUCAAGCUAUACCACCAGGCGAUUCAAGCCUCAUCAACAUCAAGGAUCCACAUGUGAUUCAAAUCGCUGAGUAUGCUAUUAAUGAGCAAAACGCGGAAAAUCAAGGGCCGGAAUUAAAGUUGGAGAAAGUCAUCAAUAUUAUAUCCCAAAUUGAUGAUGAAGGGACCAGCUACCAUCUCACCCUUUCUGCUAACGAUGGUUCUGCUUCUAACAAGUAUGAAGCUCAUGUGUUGGAGAAGCCAAAUGAGACCUAUUACCUUACCUUCUUCAAACGUAUUCAUGCUUAA
Medicago truncatula (barrel medic) is the source of this 345-nucleotide messenger RNA. Its product is annotated as cysteine proteinase inhibitor 4-like. The transcript has a single exon. NCBI's taxonomy places the organism in Eukaryota, Viridiplantae, Streptophyta, Magnoliopsida, Fabales, Fabaceae. Gene Ontology annotation, molecular function: cysteine-type endopeptidase inhibitor activity. The record is from RefSeq and is a predicted model, not a curated record. Bases 1 to 345 code for a protein of 114 amino acids.